UAGUUCUGGCCUUAGUUUUACACCUUUCUGAAUCUCGGAAGCUGCAUUAAACCCAGUUCCUAAAACCCCAGAACCUCUCGUACAGAGAAAAGCAAGUUUGAUCUAAUACUGUUCGAUAAAAAUGCAGAAGAAGAGCUUCACUCUCCUUCAGACAAUUGCAAUUUCAGGUGUAUUCUCUGCCGUUUCUGGCUGGUAUGGGUUCAUGUUCGGGAGAGAGUCAGCUCGGAAGGAGCUAGGAGGUUUGAUUGAAAGUCUCCGCAAUCCCAAUUCUGACCCCGUUUCACCUCCCCCCUCUCACUCCUAAUUCUAGCAGAUAAAUCCCUAAGGCUGGUGGCACAUGGUUCGAAACUCGGUGUAUAAUGAGCCACUCCUCUACUCUCAGUGGCGGAUGGAGUAUAGAACGACCGGGUUCAACUGAACCCAAUACUUUUAACGCGGAGCAUAAAUUUAUGUAUAAAAGAUCAGUAAAAUUGCAAUAAAUAGUAGAUAUGAACCCAUAACUUUAAAUGCUGAACCCAUAGAUCUAAAAUCCUAGAUCCGCCUCUGUCUACCCUUUCCACUCUUACUUAGAUGUAUUAUGUUAAUUGGAUUUGACUGCAAUGUGCUGGAAGGCUUAGCUGUUCUUUUAUGAA
Nicotiana attenuata is the source of this 632-nucleotide messenger RNA. RefSeq lists its product as uncharacterized. Lineage: Eukaryota; Viridiplantae; Streptophyta; Magnoliopsida; Solanales; Solanaceae. The transcript is spliced from 3 exons. The record is from RefSeq and is a predicted model, not a curated record. The coding region runs from base 122 to 304 and encodes 60 amino acids.